AUGAUUUCAUUUGCUGUUUUGCUUAUGAUUCUGAAUUUCCAAUCAUGUUCAACUAUUGAUCCUGAAACCAAUAAAACAACUUGUCUAAAACCAAAGGUGGGACACUGCUCGUGUGAAUGUCCUGGGGUAGAGUACUGCCGCGUUACGUGUAAGGGCCUAGACACUGUCCCUGAGGAACUCCCACCUCAAACAUCCUAUUUAGAAAUGACAGACGGAUCAAUCAAGGAAAUACCAACUGAUUACCUCAAGAAUACAAACCAUUUGUAUGAAAUAAAUCUGUCUAAUAACAGCAUCACAAACAGCUUCUACAUUCCAAAGCUUGUUUAUAAUUUGGACCUGAGCAGGAAUUCGCUGCGAUCUUCGACCCUCUUUGGGAUGUUGCGUAAUCUCACAUCGCUUACAACACUUGAUUUGUCACGGAAUCCGUUGAAUGAUACUCUUAUACCAGGAACAUUUAUUGACUUAGAGAACCUCGACACACUGCUGAUUAUGGACUGCGGAAUAAAAGAUCUUAAAGUGGGGACAUUUCAUGGGUUGAAAAAAUUACGUAAAGUAAAUAUUGAAUCAAAUCAGAUAAGUGUUUUAAAAAGAGGCAUCUUGGAUGGAAUAGGUCAACGAGGCAAACCAUCUCUAAAAGACAUAAGUUUUCACCUCAACAAAAUCUCUUAUAUUGAAGAUGGUAUAUUCGAGGGACAGCAAAUUAGAGGACUAUACCUACACGUCAACAGAUUAACAAGUCUCCCAGACUUAACUGGACUUUGUUCACACAUUCGUGAACUUCGAUUGUCAGAGAAUUAUAUCUCGGAUAUAUCUGCUCUUUCCAAGUCUGGUAUCAAAAGCAUCGUAAAAUUGAAACUGGACCACAACAACAUUUCGAUGAUUCCUUCAGGGACAUUCGAUAAUAUUGAUAUAUUAACGGUGCUGUAA
This is a messenger RNA of Exaiptasia diaphana, 927 nucleotides long. RefSeq names its product slit homolog 3 protein. The transcript is spliced from 11 exons. NCBI's taxonomy places the organism in Eukaryota, Metazoa, Cnidaria, Anthozoa, Actiniaria, Aiptasiidae. Bases 1 to 927 code for a protein of 308 amino acids. The record is from RefSeq and is a predicted model, not a curated record. Gene Ontology annotation, cellular component: extracellular matrix. Gene Ontology annotation, molecular function: protein binding.